GACGACGUGCGCAGUGAUUGCUUGUCUGUGUGUGUAUUUGGGGGGUUGAAGUAUUGCAAUUGCAACAAGGCCGUGGCGAUGGCGCUACGCAGCGUAGCUCGCAAUCUCCUGCGACAGGGAGCAGUCGCACAGCACUUAUCAAAGCAUCCAGGUAGAAAGACCUAUGUAGCUGACAAUCAUCACGUAGAAUGGGAUUUCAAAGGGCAACGUCAGAUUGUUCCCGUAGGUCACCGAGUGCCGAUUGUGGCUGUGGACGCAUUUGUCGCGCCCAAUGUGGUUCUCGCGGGCGCAGUGGACGUGCAGGAUCGAGCCACAGUGUGGUAUGGUUCGGUGCUGCGGGGUGAUUUGAACCGCAUCGUUGUGGGGUUUUCGUCGAGCGUCGGGGACAAGUGUGUACUUCACGCCGUGAGCACGGCGCCCACGGGGCUGUCUGCGGAGACUCUGAUCGGUAAGUACUGCACCAUUGGGUCGUUUAGUACACUGAGGUCCUGUACCGUGGAGGAUGAAGCCGUUGUAGGGCAGAGGUGCGUGCUGCUGGAAGGGUCGCUGGUGGAGAUGAAUUCCAUGCUGGGGUCGGGGUCGUUGUUGCCGCCUGGAAGGAGAGUUCCGGCCGGUGAGCUAUGGGCUGGAAACCCGGCGAGAUUCGUUAGGAUGCUUACGAAUGAUGAGAUUAUGUCGAUUCCUAAGCUGGCGGAUGGGUUGCGCGAGCUUGCACAGGAACAUGCGCAGGAGUUCUUGCCCUAUGGUACUGCGUAUUUAGAGGUUGAGAAGCUGCGGGAGAAGCACCUAUUAUCAAUGUGAAGGACGAAUGUCUAAAAGGUGAACGAACACGGUGUCGGCACUGACAAUCAUCCAUCCUGAGCUGAUUCUGAACCCGAUCAACCACGGAGCAACGUUUCCAUCACUUCGUAAGGGCAAAUCACCAAGGUCUUGUCUCUACAACCAUGUCCUCCAGGGCUCUUUCUGAUCCUGAAGCAGCACACCAUUUGCUUUUCUUACAUAAUUGAUUUUGAUUCUAAAUUUAGUGCGACUGUGCCAGCAUGUACUUAUACCAUAUCUAUCGCAGUAAGUUCAGUUAGCUCCUAUAUAAGCUUGCAAUAUUCUUCAACGUUCAACCGUCGUGGUGAAGGGGUGCUUCAGGAUUCCUGAGUGAAAUUCCCCGAGCUUACGGGCAGAGAUGCCAUCCCGGAAGGGAAGACCCGUUCGACGAAGCCUGUCCAGCGGCGCAGAAAAGUUGGACAUCGAGCCCUCGAGGCAGGCUCGCAGCGGCAGCUUGCUACAGCACAGUAAUGCAGCCCAACCCUGCAGUAGCAGUGUGUUAACCGAAUGGGGAUUACUCUCGCCAUGAUCUCUUUUUUAGUAACAAACUUUACAUGGACGAGGUCUGACUUAACUAUGAGUCUGGGUUAUUUGAGUCACAUGUACAAUUUUACUAUUUGGAACAAAAUCAUGCAACAGCAGCACCUCUUAGAACCA
Molecule: messenger RNA, 1476 nt
Organism: Physcomitrium patens
Lineage: Eukaryota; Viridiplantae; Streptophyta; Bryopsida; Funariales; Funariaceae
Product: gamma carbonic anhydrase-like 2, mitochondrial
Source: RefSeq, a predicted model, not a curated record